Molecule: messenger RNA, 2532 nt
Organism: Epithele typhae
Lineage: Eukaryota; Fungi; Basidiomycota; Agaricomycetes; Polyporales; Epitheliaceae
Product: SPX-domain-containing protein
Exons: 11
Coding region: 1-2532 (843 amino acids)
Cellular component (GO): fungal-type vacuole membrane; vacuolar transporter chaperone complex
Source: RefSeq, a predicted model, not a curated record
AUGAAGUUCGGCCGCAAGAUCAGUAACGACCUCUACAACGAAUGGCGCCCGUUUUACAUUGACUACAAUCUUCUCAAGCGCGAGCUCAAGGCUCGGACCACUUCGCGCAAUUGGAAUGACGAGGAUGAGCGCGAGUUUACCCGCAUGCUCGAGCGCGAGCUUGACAAAAUCCACAACUUCCAGAAGACGAAGACCUUUGAGCUCUCGCGCCGGAUAAACGACGCGGAGAAGGCCGUCAAGCGCCUCGUCUCCUCCAUGGACGGUGCUGCUGGCGCUGGGCACCACCAUCAGGAGUCCUCGUCUGCGACGCUCGACCACGAGGCUCAGCAGCGUCGCGAGGAGGUCACUCAAGAUGCGGGUUCGGACGAUGACAUGAGCGACGAUGACGACGACGACGACCUGUCCGUCGAUGCCCUGGAGGACCAAUUCAUGCUGCUCGAGGAGGAGGUCGCCACUCUCGUGGCUGACGUGCAUGACCUUGCGCUGUAUACGAAGCUCAAUAUCACCGGGUUCAUGAAAAUUCUGAAGAAACACGAUAAACAAACGAAUCGCCCUCUGAAACCGACGUUCAUCCAAGACUACCUGGAGAAGCGUCCUUUCUACAAGUACAACUGGGACAGCCUGAUCGUCAAGCUCUCGAAGCUCUACGACCUCGUCCGCACGCGGGGGCACCCCGUUCAGGGCGACUCGAGCGCGGGCGGGAACCAGAGCGCGUUUGUCCGGCAGACGACCAAGUACUGGGUGCAUCCAGACAACCUCGUCCAUCUCAAACUUUCCAUCCUCAGACACCUCCCCGUCCUUGUGUUCAACGCCGAAAAGGAGUUCGAGCCCAAGGAUGCCGCCAUCACUUCCAUCUACUUCGACAACGAGGAUCUCGAGCUCUACCUCGGUCGUCUCGAGAAGACGGAGGGUGCGGAGGCCGUUCGUCUGCGAUGGUACGGCGACAUGGACCAGAAGACGAUCUUCGUCGAGCGCAAGACGCAUCGCGAAGACUGGACGGGCGAGAAGUCUGUCAAGGCCCGCUUCCCGAUCAAGGAACACCUCGUCAACGCCUUCCUCCGCGGCGAGUACACCAUGGACGAAGAGUUCCAGGAGCUUGUUAAGAAGGGCAAAAAGUCGCAGCAGGAGGUCGACAGCAUGAUCCAGCUCGCAAACGAGGUCCAGUACGCGGUCCUCACCAAGAAGCUCGGCCCCGUCAUGCGCACGUUCUACAACCGUACCGCGUUCCAGCUCCCUGGCGACGCGCGCGUCCGUAUAUCCCUCGACACCGAGCUCACAAUGACCCGCGAGGACAACUGGGACGGCAAGAUACGUGCCGGCGACAACUGGCGGCGGAUGGACAUCGGGAUCGACCACCCGUUUGACCAGCUGCCCCCAGAGGACAAGGAACUGUUCAAGUACGGCGUGCUCGAGGUCAAGUUGCAGACGCAAUUCGGUCAGGAGCCUCCGGAGUGGGUCACCGACCUUGUCUCGUCACAUCUCGUUGAAGCCGUACCGAAGUUCAGCAAGUUCAUCCACGGAUGCGCUACUCUACUGCCACAUCGUGUCGAUCUUGUGCCCUUUUGGCUUCCUCAGAUGGAAGUGGAUAUCUUGAAGCCCGACUCUGGUGUGGUCACCAUCGAGCGCCCUCUCCAUGUCUCUUCAUCGAAAGGCACUUCCUCCGGUUCACAUACCGGCACGUCUGGGGUGACAACACCUGAGCGCAUGGCCUACACGGAGCCUAUUUCCGAGGGCGAAGACGAUGAAGAUAUGGACUUGGCUCCCGCUCGCGACGAAGACAAGCGCACAGGUCUCUCAGGCACUGACGUUGCGGCCGCGGUGGCGAUUCGUGAACGGAACCUCAAGGAACGAGCGCAGGCGCGGGCAGCCGAGGAUGAGGACGGGGAGAGUCUGCUCCAGGGUGCCACCAAAGGCAUCCAGUCGACGCUCGAAAUCACAGCGCAGGCACGCUCGAUGUCGAUCGACCCUCUCGCGCCAUCUCAGGCGUUCGACGAGACGCUGCGGGAUCGCCUCCGGGCGGACGCCCGCGCGACAGAAGGCGACGCGGACGACGAGGACGAGGACGAGGCGGACGAUGAAGAAGCGACGCGUGCACAACAGGCGCGGGAGCGCGCGGAGGGUUCGUCCUCGCGCACGAACGGCGACGACAGGCUGCUCGAGCGGCGGUUCACCGCGCCGUCGGGCAAGCUCAUCGCGGUCCCGGUGCGGAUCGAGCCGAAGGUGUACUUCGCCGCUGAGCGGACGUUCUUCAAAUGGCUGCACUUCGGGAUCUACAUCGGCACGAUCGCGACCACGCUCCUGAACUUCAUCGCGCCCACCGACAGCGCUGGGAUGCUCUCCGCGUACUUGUUCACCGCGCUCGCGCUCGCGACGAUCGCCUACUCGGCCGCGAUCUUCAUCUUCCGCUCGUACAGCAUUCGCCACCGCCGCGCGGAGGGUCUAUACUACGACCGUUUCGGACCGACGGUGCUCAGCGUAGCCCUCGUCGGUGCGUUGGGCACGAACAUCGUGCUGAGGCUGCGAGAGCUAUAG